ACCCGCCCCGGCUACUCCAACCCCUGGGCGGGCGGGGGUACCGCCUGGGCAAGGGCCGGGGCGCCGGGCCGAGCCACCUCUUCCCCUCCCCCGCUUCCCUGUCGCGCUCCGCUGGCUGGACGCGCUGGAGGAGUGGAGCAGCACCCGGCCGGCCCUGGGGGCUGACAGUCGGCAAAGUUUGGCCCGAAGAGGAAGUGGUCUCAAACCCCGGCAGGUGGCGACCAGGCCAGACCAGGGGCGCUCGCUGCCUGCGGGCGGGCUGUAGGCGAGGGCGCGCCCCAGUGCCGAGACCCGGGGCUUCAGGAGCCGGCCCCGGGAGAGAAGAGUGCGGCGGCGGACGGAGAAAACAACUCCAAAGUUGGCGAAAGGCACCGCCCCUACUCCCGGGCUGCCGCCGCCUCCCCGCCCCCAGCCCUGGCAUCCAGAGUACGGGUCGAGCCCGGGCCAUGGAGCCCCCCUGGGGAGGCGGCACCAGGGAGCCUGGGCGCCCGGGGCUCCGCCGCGACCCCAUCGGGUAGACCACAGAAGCUCCGGGACCCUUCCGGCACCUCUGGACAGCCCAGGAUGCUGUUGGCCACCCUCCUCCUCCUCCUCCUUGGAGGCGCUCUGGCCCAUCCAGACCGGAUUAUUUUUCCAAAUCAUGCUUGUGAGGACCCCCCAGCAGUGCUCUUAGAAGUGCAGGGCACCUUACAGAGGCCCCUGGUCCGGGACAGCCGCACCUCCCCUGCCAACUGCACCUGGCUCAUCCUGGGCAGCAAGGAACAGACUGUCACCAUCAGGUUCCAGAAGCUACACCUGGCCUGUGGCUCAGAGCGCUUAACCCUACGCUCCCCUCUCCAGCCACUGAUCUCCCUGUGUGAGGCACCUCCCAGCCCUCUGCAGCUGCCCGGGGGCAACGUCACCAUCACUUACAGCUAUGCUGGGGCCAGAGCACCCAUGGGCCAGGGCUUCCUGCUCUCCUACAGCCAAGCCCCUCUCCAUGGUGCCUCUGCAGAUUGGCUGAUGUGCCUGCAGGAAGAGUUUCAGUGCCUGAACCACCGCUGUGUAUCUGCUGUCCAGCGCUGUGAUGGGGUUGAUGCCUGUGGCGAUGGCUCUGAUGAAGCAGGUUGCAGCUCAGACCCCUUCCCUGGCCUGACCCCAAGACCCGUCCCCUCCCUGCCUUGCAAUGUCACCUUGGAGGACUUCUAUGGGGUCUUCUCCUCUCCUGGAUAUACACACCUAGCCUCAGUCUCCCACCCCCAGUCCUGCCAUUGGCUGCUGGACCCCCAUGAUGGCCGGCGGCUGGCCGUGCGCUUCACAGCCCUGGACUUGGGCUUUGGAGAUGCAGUGCAUGUGUAUGACGGCCCUGGGCCCCCUGAGAGCUCCCGACUACUGCGUAGUCUCACCCACUUCAGCAAUGGCAAGGCUGUCACUGUGGAGACACUGUCUGGCCAGGCUGUUGUGUCCUACCACACAGUUGCUUGGAGCAAUGGUCGUGGCUUCAAUGCCACCUACCAUGUGCGGGGCUAUUGCUUGCCUUGGGACAGACCCUGUGGCUUAGGCUCUGGCCUGGGAGCUGGCGAAGGCCUAGGUGAGCGCUGCUACAGUGAGGCACAGCGCUGUGACGGCUCAUGGGACUGUGCUGACGGCACAGAUGAGGAGGACUGCCCAGGCUGCCCACCUGGACACUUCCCCUGUGGGGCUGCUGGCACCUCUGGUGCCACAGCCUGCUACCUGCCUGCUGACCGCUGCAACUACCAGACUUUCUGUGCUGAUGGAGCAGAUGAGAGACGCUGUCGGCAUUGCCAGCCUGGCAAUUUCCGAUGCCGGGACGAGAAGUGCGUGUAUGAGACGUGGGUGUGCGAUGGGCAGCCAGACUGUGCGGACGGCAGUGAUGAGUGGGACUGCUCCUAUGUUCUGCCCCGCAAGGUCAUUACAGCUGCAGUCAUUGGCAGCCUAGUGUGCGGCCUGCUCCUGGUCAUCGCCCUGGGCUGCACCUGCAAGCUCUAUGCCAUUCGCACCCAGGAGUACAGCAUCUUUGCCCCCCUCUCCCGGAUGGAGGCUGAGAUUGUGCAGCAGCAGGCACCCCCUUCCUACGGGCAGCUCAUUGCCCAGGGUGCCAUCCCACCUGUAGAAGACUUUCCUACAGAGAAUCCUAAUGAUAACUCAGUGCUGGGCAACCUGCGUUCUCUGCUACAGAUCUUACGCCAGGAUAUGACUCCAGGAGGUGGCCCAGGUGCCCGCCGUCGUCAGCGGGGCCGCUUGAUGCGACGCCUGGUACGCCGUCUCCGCCGCUGGGGCUUGCUCCCUCGAACCAACACCCCGGCUCGGGCCUCUGAGGCCAGAUCCCAGGUCACACCUUCUGCUGCUCCCCUUGAGGCCCUAGAUGGUGGCACAGGUCCAGCCCGUGAGGGCGGGGCAGUGGGUGGGCAAGAUGGGGAGCAGGCACCCCCACUGCCCAUCAAGGCUCCCCUCCCAUCUGCUAGCACGUCUCCAGCCCCCACUACUGUCCCUGAAGCCCCAGGGCCACUGCCCUCACUGCCCCUAGAGCCAUCACUAUUGUCUGGAGUGGUGCAGGCCCUGCGAGGCCGCCUGUUGCCCAGCCUGGGGCCCCCAGGACCAACCCGGAGCCCCCCUGGACCCCACACAGCAGUCCUGGCCCUGGAAGAUGAGGACGAUGUGCUACUGGUGCCACUGGCUGAGCCGGGGGUGUGGGUAGCUGAGGCAGAGGAUGAGCCACUGCUUACCUGAGGGGACCUGGGGGCUCUACUGAGGCCUCUCCCCUGGGGGCUCUACUCAUAGUGGCACAACCUUUUAGAGGUGGGUCAGCCUCCCCUCCACCACUUCCUUCCCUGUCCCUGGAUUUCAGGGACUUGGUGGGCCUCCCGUUGACCCUAUGUAGCUGCUAUAAAGUUAAGUGUCCCUCAGGCAGGGAGAGGGCUCACAGAGUCUCCUCUGUACGUGGCCAUGGCCAGACACCCCAGUCCCUUCACCACCACCUGCUCCCCACGCCACCACCAUUUGGGUGGCUGUUUUUAAAAAGUAAAGUUCUUAGAGGAUCAUAGGUCUGGACACUCCAUCCUUGCCAAACCUCUACCCAAAAGUGGCCUUAAGCACCGGAAUGCCAAUUAACUAGAGACCCUCCAGCCCCCAAGGGGAGGAUUUGGGCAGAACCUGAGGUUUUGCCAUCCACAAUCCCUCCUACAGGGCCUGGCUCACAAAAAGAGUGCAACAAAUGCUUCUAUUCCAUAGCUACGGCAUUGCUCAGUAAGUUGAGGUCAAAAAUAAAGGAAUCAUACAUCUCAAAAUUUUGCAAAUUAGCUGCGAGCCUGAGCCCCGCCUCUGCCCAUCUCAGUCUAUGCUCACCUCAUCCCACUCCUCCCUGUGGAGCCCUUUGCUUGGCCCUCUACCUCCUGCCCUCUUCCUGUUCAUCUCCCAACCACUGCACUCUUGAUUUUUAUACCACACAGAAGGUAAGAAAAUUCUAGGAACCCUAAGGAUCAAUCCUCUCCAUUUUCACUCAAAUGCCUGGGGCCCAGCUCUGCAAUGACUGACUCCAGGGCCUCUUUCCUCACUGCCAGCAUAGAAGUCAGGGGAGCCAGCUGGGCCCUGCGGUCAGGAAGGUUCUCAUUUUUGGAGCAUACCCUGAGCCCAGAUCAUAGGAGCAGCUGUCCCUGGUGGGACACAGGAGUCAUGACUCCUACCCUCCACCCUCCACACCCACCAGGCAUUUAGCAGUCUGUCCUAUGCAAGACAGAUGAAUUCUCAGCCAGGAUACCUCAAGGCAGGCAAAGGUGAGUGGAGGGAGAAUUCACAAACAUUCAGGGUGUGUGGUGCUGGCAUCACCAUGGCCAAAUCCAAGAGGUCUUCCUGGAAGAGGGCCCAAACUGGAACCAAAAGAAUGCUGUCAGCAGUUGGAAUAGAGCUGUGAAUUCUAGACAGGGGGAGUGUCCCCAGAACAAGCAAACGGAGGAGACAAGAGGGCAAGGGUUAUAGGAAAGACCCUGGGCCUGAGAGCACAAGCAGCGGCCAGAGCUGCAGCGCUGGGGUGGGUGAUGGAGGGAAUGAUUCGCAAGCAGUGUUGGAACCCAGCCCCUAGUGAGCAAAGUGACAGAAGCUGCCCCAGAGUUUGGAAGGAAGAUCGAGGCAGAAGAUGUAGAAGGAAGCUGUGGGGGUGGGAGUGAUGCCUCAGGAACAAAACUGAGGAAUUCCCUAACGGACCCAGUCCCUGGGGAAAGAGGCUCCCCUCAGGCUCUCCUUGUCUAGCCCCACACCUGGCAGAGCCUGUCACCCAGCCUAGCCCCACGCCUGGCAGAGCCCAUCACCCAGCCUAGCCCCACACCUGGUGGAGAGGCCCUGUUGAUUACACCCUGUCAGCCUCCUCAAACCCAGCACUAAUUGCACAAUUUUCCUCUCUUCUAGUGAGCAAGAGCCUGAGGAAGUAGCAGAGAGGGGUGUGGGCCCAUGUGCAGUUCUGGGACCCUGGCACCUUGGCUCAGGGAAGACCCGAGCUCCUUUCACUGCAGACCCUCUCCAGAGACUGGGGAGAGGGCUCUGGAGAACCUGGUUCUUGCUUACUGUUCUCCCUUUGGGCCCUCCUUCCCAAACGCAAACAAUCCAGGAUCCACUCAGCGUCAGGCCCAAUGGAAAUAGUGAAGCAGUGAUUUUCCCUCCCCUGCCUCUCCAUAGCCUGGUCUUUUGCCCUCUCCUUUGCUCUUCUCUUCCCCCAUAGCCACCUCAAAUACCUGCAGCCUGAUAUCUUCAUCCCUUCAUCCAGACCUUUUCUCUCCUAGUGGUAUUGCAAACUGAAAGUGGACAAAGACUUAAGGUAAACCUGCUCCUCAUGGUGGAAUGCUUCCAAAUGCUGGAAGGAGGACUUUAGGGCAGAGUUCACUAAGGAGGCUUGUGCUUAUAGAUCAGUGGGCCUGAAAGAAGUUUCUCUAGGUUCUGGUUGUGUGCUGUACGAGGUGUAGGUAGUAAUAAUACUCUUGUCAGCCACAGUGAAGCCCCAAGCUAGCCGGGAUAGGGGACUGACCUUGUACAGGCAGCAUGGAGAAACUAAGACAGAGUGUCCUGCCCAAGUGAUGGCACUGGGGAGCAGUCACUCAGGUUUAUUUCCACCAGGGCCCAAGAAAAAAAGAAAUGAGGCAACCUAAAAUUCCAUCAAGAUAGAUACCAAUAUCCAAGGUGCUUGGUCUUAGCGGUGUGGGACCCACGUUAAGGCUCUUGGUGGGAAGGUGGGAGGUGUUUUCAGCAUGAGAUAGGGUUCAGGCUGUGAAUCAGAGUCUAGAGCCUAAGAUAAAAGAAGAUACCAGGGCUGGGCCACGGUGGCUUUCGCCUGUAAUCCUAGCACUUUGGGAGGCCAAGGCAGGCAGACUGCCUGAGCUCAGGAGUUCGAGACUAGCCUGAGCAACACGGUGAAACCCUGUCUCUACUAAAAUACAAAAAAGUAGCCAGGUGUGGCGGCAUGCACCUGUAGUCCCAGCUACUCGAGAGGCUGAGGCAGGAGAAUUGCUUGAACCCGGGAGGCGGAGGUUGCAGUGAGUGGAGAUCGCGCCACUGCACUCUAGCCUGGGUGACAGAGCGAGACUCCUUCUCCAAAAAAAAAGAAAAGAAGAUACCAGAACUCAGUCCUUAAGAAACAAAAUUCUGCCAGGCGCAGUAGCUCACACCUGUAAUCCCAGCACUUUGGAGGGGCCAAGGCAGGCGGAUCGCUUGAGGCCAAGAGUUCAAGAACAGCCUGGGCAACAUGAUGAAACCCUGUCUCUACCAAAAAUACUAAAAAUUAGCCAGUCUCACAACCUGGUCUCAAAAUAAAUAAAUAGAUUUAAAAAAAAAAUCAUGGGCCUGAACCAAGCUCCAGACCUCACUAGGAGGGGAGAAGGACCCCCCAGCCACACAGCCCAAGGCUGCAGAAGCACCUAGGUGGUUAGAGAGUGAGUGCCUGGAUGGGGCGCAGUGGCUCACACCUGUAAUCCCAGCACUUUGGGAGGCCGAGGCAGGCGGAUCACGAGGUCAAGAGAUCAAGACCAUCCUGGCCAACAUGGUGACACCGUGUCUCUACUAAAAAUACAAAAAUAAGCUGGGCAUGGUGGUGCGUGCCUGUAGUCCCAUCUACUCGGGAGGCUGAAGCAGGAGAAUCACUUGAACCUGGGAGGCAAAGGUUGCAGUGAGCUGAGAUCGCGCCACUGCACUCCAGCCUGGCAACAGAGCGAGACAAGACUCCAUCUCAAAAAAAAAAGUGAGUGCCCGAUGAUGCCAGAUUCUUCAUCACCUGAAGUGAACCCACACAACAGGGCUGGGCCAUGGGCAUCAUAAACCCCAUUUUGCAAGCUCAGGAGGAGCUUUAGGGAAAUCAGAAGACUGGCCCAGUCUCUACCAAGUGGUGGAUUUAGAGCCGGCAUGGCUUCGUUCCAAAUCUCACCCUUGUCCCACCAUUCCAUGGGACCUCCCAUUCCUGAGGGAGCCUGGAUACGGGCAAGUGCACAACCCGGGAGGUUGAGGUUACAGUGAGCCAUGAUCGCACCACUGCAGUCCAGCCCGAGCAAUAGGGUGAGACCCUCCCUCUGAAAAAAAUAAAAAUACUCAUUUUGGAAGGAAGUCAUUCUAAAAUGUUACACUUGUCUUCAGCAUAUCUGCAAUAUAAUAAUUUUCUGCAUAACUGAGGAUCAUUCACAGAAACCAAUGGCUUUUCUCCAGCAGUGUCUUCUGAAGUUGUAACAGUAGGGGCACGGGGAGCUAUUUGCUUUUAUGCUAAAUGACCUUAGACCACUUAUAAAAUGCAUAUGAGUGCUUUAAAUGUUAUUUUGUGUGUGUGUGGUGUUGCCUCCCUGACUACAAGGGGUCACUUGCUACUCUAAAUGUGUUUCUAAUCUACUAGUACAGGAACACACAUGGACACGUUAAAAUUGUGAAUAAAAGUAAGUAAAAAGUAAAA
This is a messenger RNA of Homo sapiens (human), 6916 nucleotides long. It is a transcript of the gene LRP10, whose product is annotated as LDL receptor related protein 10. The coding region runs from base 565 to 2730 and encodes 721 amino acids. Gene Ontology annotation, molecular function: low-density lipoprotein particle receptor activity. The transcript is spliced from 7 exons. Gene Ontology annotation, biological process: vesicle-mediated transport. The record is from RefSeq and is a predicted model, not a curated record. NCBI's taxonomy places the organism in Eukaryota, Metazoa, Chordata, Mammalia, Primates, Hominidae. Gene Ontology annotation, cellular component: membrane.